UUUCCGCUUCCGGUUGCACCCGGUUGAACGUUCCAGUUGCGAGGUGAUCGGAAAGUUCGUGGCUCAUCGAACAAAUUGCCUAGUUGGAAAAAUUUACUAUUUUGAUUGCUUUUAUUUUUAAAGUACAGUUCUCAAGUUCGACCAUCGUUCCCAAGCGACCGCUCAGGUUUAGUCGGUUUUGAGCCCUCAGCAUGUCUCUGCCCAGGCGGGAGGUGGAGGAGCUUCGGCCGUGCGUGGAGCGCGCGGUCAACAAGGUGCUGGGCUUCCCGGAGCCCACCGUCGUCAAGGCCGCUCUGCACUGCGUGGGCAAGGGCCUCGACAAGAGGAAGACCACAGACCAGCUCCGGCCUUUCCUGGACGACUCAGCCGGGGGCUUUGUGGAGAGGCUGUUUGAGGCGCUGGAGGAGGGCCGUAGUUCUCGAGGAAGCAAGGCUGGGGGAGAGAGACAGCGCAAGCGAGACCUGAAGGAUGUGUUUGGAGAUGACACCGAGGCCGGUCGAGAGCCUCCUGCUGGUGUGGGGGGGGAAGCGAAGAGGAAGCGGGUGCCCCGCUUCGAGGAGGUGGAGGAGCCCGAGGUGCUGCCGGGGCCCCCGGCAGAGAGCCCGGGCAUGCUCACUAAGAUGCAGAUUAAACAGAUGAUGGAGACGGCGGCCAAACAAAUCGCAGAGAGGAAGAAGCAGCUGAGCUUUGUGGCUCCAGCCCCUCCGCCCCAGCCGGAGUCCCCCGCCUCUCGGCUCCUCUCCGCCUCUCUGUCCGACUCCCUCUCCACGGCGGUCCCGCCCCUCGGGUCCCAGUCCAUCGCCCCCAACCAGGCGGCCUCCUUCAUGAACGACGCCAUCGAGAAGGCCCGCAAGGCCGCCGAGCUGCAGGUCCGCAUCCAAUCCGAGCUGGCCCUGAAGCCGGGCAUCCUGGGAGCGCUGGGCGCGGGCUCGCACAACCUGGUCGCCCUCGCCAACCUGCACGCCAUGGGCAUCGCUCCCCUGAAAGCAGAAGCUCGGGAGGUGUCAAAGCCGACCCCCCUGAUCUUGGAUGAACUCGGGCGCACUGUAGACGCCAGCGGCAAGGAGGUGGAGCUCACACACCGCAUGCCCACUCUGAAAGCCAACAUCCGGGCGGUGAAGCGCGAGCAGUUCCGCCAGCAGCUGAAGGAGCGGCCGGGGGAGGACCUGGAGUCCACCUCCUACUUCGACCAGCGCGUCAACAUAGCGCCCGCCCAGCGGCCCCGCAAGGGCUUCAAGUUCCACGAGCAGGGCCGCUUCGAGAAGAUCGCCCAGCGCAUCCGCACCAAGGCUCAGCUGGAGAAGCUGCAGAUGGAGAUUGCCCAGGCGGCGAAGAAGACUGGUAUCCAAGCCUCCACAAAGUUGGCCCUGAUCGCCCCGACGAAGGAACUGGGCGAGAGAGAUGUGCCUUCCAUCGAGUGGUGGGACUCCUACAUCCUGCCCUCUAACAUCGAAGUAACUCCUGCAACCACAUUUGAGCAGUUUGAGUUGCACGGGGUCACAAACCUGGUGGAACACCCUGCCCAGAUAAGCCCUCCAGUGGACACGGACAAGCCGGUGACGUUGGGCGUGUACCUCACCAAGAAGGAGCAGAAGAAACUGCGGCGGCAGACGCGCAGGGAGAGGCAGAAGGAGCUGCAGGAGAAAGUGCGCCUGGGCCUCAUGCCUCCCCCCGAGCCCAAAGUGCGCAUCUCCAAUCUGAUGCGGGUUUUGGGCACGGAGGCGGUGCAAGACCCCACCAAGGUGGAGGCCCAUGUCAGGGCACAGAUGGCCAAGAGGCAGAAGGCCCACGAGGAGGCCAACGCCGCGCGCAAGCUGACCACCGAGCAGCGCAAGGAGAAGAAGGUGAAGAAGCUGAAGGAGGACCUGAGCCACGGCAUUCACGUGGCCGUGUACAGGAUCCGGAACCUGACGAGCCCAUCCAAGAAGUUCAAGGUGGAGGCGAACGCGGGUCAGCUGUACCUGACGGGCACCGUGGUCCUCCACAGAGACGCCAACAUCGUGGUGGUGGAGGGAGGUCCCAAAUCUCAGAAGAAGUUUAAGAAGUUGAUGCUCAGCAGAAUCAAGUGGGACGAACGUACCAGCUCCAAAAGAGAUGACCCUGACGGUUCAGACGAUGAAGGACUGAAAAAGAACAAGUGCAGUCUCGUCUGGGAGGGCACGACAAAGGAGCGCAACUUUGGGGAGGUGAAGUUCAAGCAGUGUCCCACGCAGAACAUGGCCAGGGAGCACUUCAAAAAGCACGGCACGGAACACUACUGGGACCUGGCCCUCAGCCAGAGCGUGCUGGAGUCCGCCGACGACUGAGGGGCCCCGGCCGGGCUGAACCGCAGCAGUGUACAGCGCCAUUUUGACUGACCCGAGAGAGACAGAGGGAGUGUGGGUGUGCGUGCGUGCGAAGCCCAAACUUUUAUGGGCUGUGCUUAUGUGGGUCAUGGUGUGUAUGAUUGAUGUGCUUGAGUGGACUGGAAUCCAGCGUUCUCUUCAGGGGCAAGGAGAAGCUGGAGGUAGACACAUUGAGUUGCGGGUUAAAUGUGUGUCUCCCGAAUAUGUGAAAUAGUGAUAUGAUGCGUUUGUAAUGAUGGUGAAUGAGCAUACAGUGUUCCCUGUGUGCGUACUGUCUGAUGGGACUGUCCUCCUGCCUAUGCUCGUGUUGCACUGCCUGCUGUCACCGGUUGUACCAAACUAAACUGGCUGUAAUGCCUUGGUGUAGCCACGUGGUGGUGCCAUAUCCUUGUAAUGCUGUUGCUUUAGGCAAAAGGUCUGUUAGUGUUAUGUAUCUAAAUUUUUGCUUUUUGCCUCAUUGUACUUAAGGAAAAUUGAAUCCAACUCCAUACUGUAUUGUUCUGUCAAGAGAAUAUCAGCAUUAUACAGAAUACAUACAAGCUCACAUUUCUCUAGCUGUCCCUGCUGGGUCUUAAAUGAUUGGCUAUUAGUUUAAGUCAUGUGUAAACAUUAGUCGUAUGAACACUUACCAAAUUUAAAAGUGUACUUUAUCAGUGUACCAAAUAAACCAUUUCAUUUAGAAGUGAGUUGUUAAAUAGGGAAUGUUCUUUUUUUUUCUUUUUUAAAUCGUCUUUGUUUUAAUGUCCCUGUUUGGCAUUAGACUUCCUGACACACUGGUAAUCACUGUAAAUGUGUACAUAUCGGGAGUGGACACAUGUACAGAAACAUUUGAAAGACUUUAAAUUGAAUUUGUUUGCCUGUUUCUUUCCCAGAUAUUGUGAGCUGACACAGGACAAUAAAAUCAAACUUUUUAAAGGCUUUUAA
Molecule: messenger RNA, 3269 nt
Organism: Anguilla anguilla (European eel)
Lineage: Eukaryota; Metazoa; Chordata; Actinopteri; Anguilliformes; Anguillidae
Product: U4/U6 small nuclear ribonucleoprotein Prp3-like
Exons: 17
Coding region: 192-2306 (704 amino acids)
Biological process (GO): mRNA splicing, via spliceosome
Cellular component (GO): U4/U6 x U5 tri-snRNP complex
Source: RefSeq, a predicted model, not a curated record